This is a messenger RNA of Aegilops tauschii subsp. strangulata, 2004 nucleotides long. RefSeq lists its product as uncharacterized. NCBI's taxonomy places the organism in Eukaryota, Viridiplantae, Streptophyta, Magnoliopsida, Poales, Poaceae. The record is from RefSeq and is a predicted model, not a curated record.
ACUAAUCACCGGUUGCUUCCUCCGUAGCUAGCUCCCGUCCACCUGAUCUGCCUUGCCUGCCUACUCCACUGAUUAGUUAAAGCCAAUGAAUAGCAUUCCUCCGAGGGUACUAUAAGUGCUCGCGGUCGUCGUCGUCGUCGUCCCCAUCCCCUCUCUUCUCCAUCGCCUUCUUGCUAGCAGCAGGCAGCAGCGCUCUCUUCUUGCUCUUCGCUAUCUAGCUCCACCUUGCUCGUUGUCCUCUCCCUCUUGGACCGAUUCGGCCUUCGCCGGCGAUGAAUUGCGCCGGGGUCGCCGAUGGGUUGCCGGCAGGCGAGCCGGAUGCCGGCCUUGUCGGCCAGCCACGGAGGAGGUGCUGCCUGUAGCCUAGCUGAGCUAUAGUGCUCGAUCGAUCUGCUGCUUCUCGGGGGCGAGGAAGAGGAAUAGCCGAGGCUUGGCAGCCAGCUCUCGAGGACAGUACGCUGAUAUCAGCUCUGACAGCAUGGAUAUGCCCAAAAUUUUCAGCACAAGGCGGAGCCAGUUAAUUUCCGGUGACGCACACCAUGGAUCCCCAGGCAUUUGUGAGGCUCUCGGUCGGGCAGCUUGGCCUGAGGCUCCCCGGCGCAAGCGCCAGAAAGGCUUGCCACUGCGAGAUCCGGCUCCGAGGCUUCCCGGUUCAGAUAGCUCCGGUGCCUCUGGCAAAUUCUUCAGAGUUCAACAUUGAUCCGCACGCAAACGCGGCCGUGUUCUCCCUGGACGAGCCCGGUCUCAAGGCGCUGCCGACGUCGAGGUGGUUCCGAGCCCCGGAGCCGCCGUACCUCGAGAUCGUUGUGUACGUGAGCAGGCGCGACGGCGGCGGGCACUGCGUCGGGUUGAAGCGGCGGCUGGUCGGGGCGGUCAGGGUGGACGUCGGGCCGGAGUGGCGCGACGGGAAGCCUGUGCUGCUUCGCCAUGGCUGGACGGGCAUCGGCAGGGCGGCGGAGCUGCACGUGAGAGUGCGGGUGGAGGCUGACCCUCGGUACGUGUUCCGGUUCGAGGACGAGGUCGCGCUGAACCCGCAGGUGGUCCAGCUCCAUGGCGGCGCCAGCCAGCCCAUCUUUAGCUGCAAGUUCAUCCGCGACGUGAGGCGGGCGUCGCAGCCGGAUCAUUUGGGCGGGCAGUACUGGUCGAGCUCCGGAAGCGGCGUGGAGAAGGAGACGGACAUGGCGGGGAGGAGGAGGGAGAGGAAGGGCUGGAAGGUGGCGAUCCACGACCUGUCCGGCUCCGCCGUGGCCGCGGCGUUCAUGGCCACGCCGUUCGUGCCGGCGACGGGCUGCGACACGGUGGCGCGGUCCAACCCAGGCGCGUGGCUCAUCGUCCGCGCCGACACGACGGGGUCGUCGGAGAGCUGGCAGCCGUGGGGCCGGCUGGAGGCGUGGCGGGAGUGCGCUGCGCCGGCGGGCGGCAAGGACGCCGUGUGCCUUCGGCUGCAUCUCCUCCCGGAGCGGCGGGACGCGUGCGUCCUCGUGUCCGAGACGCCUCUGAGCUGCGAUAAGGGCGGGGAGUUCUCCAUCGACAUGGACAGACAGUCGGUCCUCCCGGAGGACGCGGUGGCGUCGGAGACGCCGUCGGCAUCGUCGUACUGCGCGGCGAGCAUGGGGGAGUCGUGCGCGGGCGGCGGGUUCGUGAUGAGCUGCAGCGUGCAGGGCGAGGCGGCGACGAGCAGCAGGCCGCCGCUGGUGCACCUCGCCGCGCGGCACGUCAUGUGCAUGGAAGACGCAGCCAUGUUCCUCGCGCUCGCGGCCGCCGUCGACCUCAGCGUCAAGGCGUGCCGGCCAUUCCGGAGCAAGACGGCGCCGGCCAAGAAGAAGACGGCUGCUGGCUCCUCUUCCCCCGAUCCCCUGGAGCUCGACACGUAGAGUAGCUAGAGCUAGCAGUCCUCAGUCAAGCAUCAGAUCAUCCAUGGUCACUCUGUAAAUCCACUUGUUGACCAAACUUGUUGAAAACUCUACCAGUUUUUUCUAACCUGUAGACACGAUGACGAUUCAA